AUGGACCCGUUAAGCGCGUUUGCGCUUGCCGGAACGGUCUAUACUUUUAUUGAUGCUGGAAUCACUGCCACCAAGUUCGCGAAGGAGCUCAGUGGGUUCUGGAAGAGUUCUCGCGAUACCGUCAAGAGCUUGGAGCAUUUAACUAUUACGACACAAAAUCUGGAGGAGUUGUCCAGUAAAUUGCGCCAUGCGAACGGACCACGAUAUAUGAUGUCAAUUGCCACGGAAUGUACGACGUCUUGUCAAGAGCUCCUCGAUUUGCUGGACAAAUUGAAGGUAAAAGACAAGGGGUCGAAGACUGAGCAUCUCUUGGCGAUGCUCUCAGCCUAUCGGAAAAAGGACGAAAUUUCUUUGAUCGAGGAUAAGUUGGGAAAGUUACGUGCGCAAAUGACCUUGGAUCUCUUGCGUGCACUAAACGAUGGACAGUCCGAUAUCAAAGGGAAAUUGGACGAAAUACAGAAUGACAUCGUAAAGCUUUCUGAAACACGACACGGCAGCUUCCGAGCGCGACGAGCCGGGCUACUUGAUCUGUUACAAGCAUACAAACAGAAUCAGGAUCAGGAUCAUUCUGCCAUCAUCAACGAGCUUCGGAACUUUGGGUCUGAGGUUUACCAUGAAAGAGUAUUCAACUCGAUUCUAAAGACCUUACGUUUCGAUAGCAUGUAUCUUCGGGAAGACAACACUUCUGAGGCAGGCGAAGGCACCUUCCGAUGGCUCUUUGACAAACAGGAACGAUUUAAGGCGACAAAUCCUCGUAGCAACAACAUGCCGCCACAGAAAUUUCAGGAAACUCGCGACGCAUUUAUGAUGUGGCUAGAGUCAGGUGAAGGAGUGUUCCAUAUUUGCGGGAAGGCUGGCUCGGGGAAGUCGACACUUAUGAAACUGAUAUGCAACGACAAACAAACGCGAAAUGCUCUCAAUGCCUGGGCAGAAGGUGAUACUUUGCUCUGGGCCAACUUCUUCUUUUUUGCUCCUGGCGAAAAGGAGGUAAAGUCCUUGGAAGGGCUUUAUCGGUUCGUCCUCUUCACGAUCCUGAAUGAGCACCGCCACUUGAUUAGGAAAAUUUAUCCUGAUGAGUUUCCUGAAGAGUUCAAGGAGUUUCGCCAUGAUCGUCAGUUAGCAUAUGAACUUGCUGAUCUGGUCAGACCUCCAAAACUUAGGGAAGCGUUCCAAUCACUGAUAGACGUGACUGUGGCGGAUAAACAUAAGAUGUGCAUCUUCAUCGACGGACUAGACGAGUAUGAAGGUAGCUACACAGACUACUGGCAGCUUGCGGACAACCUACGCAAUUGGGCUCAUCAGAGCUGCGCCCGAGUUAAGUUUUGUGUAAGUUCCAGACCUGAGGUGCAAUUUGAGAGCACCUUCAGCUCCAAGAACGCACCAACCAUUCGGCAGAUUCACCUUCACGAAUUUACAAGCGGUGAUAUCGAAAAGUAUUGCCGCGACCAGUUCACAAAGACUUCAAACUCUAAGAUGAUCCCAAAUUACGAUAAUUUUAUUGACCACAUCGUCACCAAAGCGCAAGGUGUCUUCCUAUGGGCAGUCCUCGUCACGAAAGAGCUUUUGUUCGAGACUAGGAUUACACAUUCUGCGAAAGAUCUGUGGAGAAAGCUCGAUGAACUUCCCGACGAGCUUCAUGAACUAUAUCAGAAACUAUUCGACUCUAUGGGAGAAGCACAAAGACGAAGAUGCUGUCGAAUACUGCUCACCGUGCUUACGAAUCCAUUCAAGGACCCAAUCAAUGCACAAUCCCUCAACUGGAUUUAUGAUGAAGAGGAUCUUGAUCAAGCUCUACUUCGACAGCUUCAAUGUAGUGAAACCCACGGUCCCGAGCAGCAUGUCAACCGCGUAGUCGAUCAUUUGAACGAAUGGACUCGCGGUUUCGUUGAGGCCAUUGCUUGGGAUCAAUCUACUGAAACGAGCACGUCGUUGACAAAUUUGCCGCAUUUCCACACUCGUGUGAGGCUGUUCCAUAAAACCGUUAAGGAUUAUAUGGAUUCAAGUAAGCUCUCCAUGCUUCAGUCGGAAUUCCCCGGAUUCGAUGUGGUGAAAACACACGUCCAAUUACGACUGCUCGAGCUUGGGAUCGUGAACGCCCAGUACAAAGAAAACCAUGUUUUCUAG
Messenger RNA from Pestalotiopsis fici W106-1, 2124 nucleotides. RefSeq lists its product as uncharacterized. The record is from RefSeq and is a predicted model, not a curated record. The coding region runs from base 1 to 2124 and encodes 707 amino acids. Lineage: Eukaryota; Fungi; Ascomycota; Sordariomycetes; Amphisphaeriales; Sporocadaceae. The transcript has 2 exons.